Spirometra erinaceieuropaei is the source of this 432-nucleotide messenger RNA. The record is from the annotation of a GenBank genome assembly. Lineage: Eukaryota; Metazoa; Platyhelminthes; Cestoda; Diphyllobothriidea; Diphyllobothriidae.
AUGGUUCGUCAGCUCCAUGACAGCAUGACGGUACACAUCACGGACGGUGAAGCUGCCUCAGAGGCCCUCGCAGUGACGAAAGGAGAGAAGCAUGGCUGCGUCCUUGCGCCCCUCCUUUUAAGUCUUAUGUUCUCUGUCAUGCUGAUGGACACCAAACGUGACGAACACACCGCGAUCCGCAUCGCCUACAGGACGGACGGCCACCUCCUCAACCACAGGCGGAUGCACUUCCAGCCGCGUGUUUCCACAACCACCGUCCAAGAACUUCUCCUUGUCGUCGUCUGCCCUCUCAACGUCACCCCCGAAAGGGACAUGCAGAGGAGCAUGGACCUCUUCACCACCGCCUGUGAGAGCUUUGGCCUAAUUAUCAACAAGGAGAAGACGGUAGUCUUGCACCAACCGCCAACCAACACAGCCCACAAUGCGCCGUAA